This is a messenger RNA of Sphaeroforma arctica JP610, 252 nucleotides long. RefSeq lists its product as hypothetical. NCBI's taxonomy places the organism in Eukaryota, Ichthyosporea, Ichthyophonida. The transcript has a single exon. The record is from RefSeq and is a predicted model, not a curated record. The coding region runs from base 64 to 252 and encodes 62 amino acids. Gene Ontology annotation, molecular function: protein binding.
GCAAUUUUCGCACCUCAACUGCCAAGGGACACCUCAUUAUAAAAGCAUCACCAGUGUGAAGAUAUGGCGGGUGUCAGUGCAGAGUUGAUGGCCCAACUUGAGUCCAUGGGAUUUCCAGCAACUAGGUGCAAGAAAGCACUACAUGCAACGGGCAAUACAAACGCUGACGCCGCCACUCAAUGGUUGUUCGAUCACAUAGAUGAUCCUGACAUUGACCUCGAGGAAGAUGGAGAGAAUCGUAUGGAUAGGUAG